This is a messenger RNA of Helicoverpa armigera (cotton bollworm), 2045 nucleotides long. RefSeq names its product probable peptidoglycan muropeptide transporter SLC46. Gene Ontology annotation, cellular component: membrane. The record is from RefSeq and is a predicted model, not a curated record. Gene Ontology annotation, molecular function: transmembrane transporter activity. Bases 156 to 1598 code for a protein of 480 amino acids. NCBI's taxonomy places the organism in Eukaryota, Metazoa, Arthropoda, Insecta, Lepidoptera, Noctuidae. The transcript has 9 exons. Gene Ontology annotation, biological process: transmembrane transport.
GUAAGAUAAUGUGGUGUACGAAAAGUAGAGUCGUUCGUUGAGUCGUGCAGUGGCGUCCGUCCAGUAGUCUUAUGUAAAAGGAGCAACACGCAAAAAAUAAGUGAAUAAAUGUAAUGUGACAUAAAAAGCACGCGUAAUAUUUUAAUUUUAUUGAAAUGAGACCUGCGAUGGAAGACAUUUCUAUGGGGCAGAAACAGCCAUGGUACAAAUACAUAACAGUGGAGCCUCCAAUGUUCCUAUAUAUGAUGGCAUAUAUGAUCACAAAUGUUAUAGAACAAACAUUUUAUGUGUAUCAAGCCUGCACCGUUAACCAUGGCUACAGUCCAGAAAUAUGCCACAACAUUAGUAGUUAUGAUGAUGUUAAUAAAGAAGUGCAGCUAACAGUAUCAACGUUCCACCAAUGGAAUGGUGUUGCCAGCCAUGUUGUGCCGUUGCUUUUAGCUUUCUUCAUAGGUUCAUAUAGCGACAAACGAGGUCGAAAGAUAAUUCUGUUAGGAGGCCUUCUUGGGAAAUUAUUUUUCUCAGCAAUGAUUACCAUAAAUACUACUAAAGCAUGGCCUGUAGAGUACGUGAUUUACACUGCAGCAUUUCCAAGUGCCCUAACCGGUGCUGACUUGGCGAUAUUCGCCGGUUGUUUCGCCUACAUAGCUGAUGUUUCGUCACUGAAAAACAGAACAUUAAGAGUCGGCAUUUUAGAUGUAGUUUACUUAAGCACAAUGCCCUCCGGAGUAGCUAUAGGUAACUUACUAUGGAACAAGGUGGUCGACCGAUCCUUCACAAUCAUGUUUGCGAUCAAUACGGUCCUAAUGUUCUUAGCCACAUUGUACACUGUGAUCUUCCUCAAGUGGCAGACGAGGCCCGAACAGAAGUCUCUGAAGGAAGCGGGAGUCAAGAACCCUCUGACAGACUUCUUCGAUGUCAAGAAUAUCGUGCAGACUAUAACUAUAUUAUCGCAGAAGAGACCUAACAAUAGAAGGCUGUUUCUAUGGUUCCUUUUAAUAUCAAUGGCGUUCUAUACUUUUCAGAGAGACGAACGUUCCGUGAUGUAUCUGUAUACGAUAAAGGUAUUCAAAUGGGACACGACAUCUUUCAGCAACUUCAGGACAUAUCUGAGCACUAUGUAUGUCUUAGCUAUGCUAUUUGGUAUACCACUAAUGACUAAAGUCUUACAAUGGAGAGAUACACUGAUAGUGAUGUUGGGUGCCACAGCCCAUAUCUGUGGGCACCUAGUUUAUGCUCACGCUAAGACAGCCAAUCUGUGGUACUUGGGAGCUACCUUUGCUGCUCUAGGUCCUUGCGUAGCACCACUCAUACGCUCCAUGACGUCCAAAGUCUUGCCUGCAUCCGAAAGAGGUGUGGCUUACGCAUUCUUAUCCGUUAUGGAAAAUGCCGUAGCAAUGUUUGCGUCCAUAAUUUAUUCUCAGCUAUACAAAGCAACGCUCGACACUGAAUUCGUCAAUUCUAUAUUCUACCUCACAAUAUCUACCCAAGUUGUGGUUUUCACUUUGAUAUUUAUCAUGGAAAUUAUGUUGAGAGGCAGACCAUUGGAGCCUCUGUACGAAGAAGAAGAAAAAAGAAGAAUAUCAACAUCAUCAUAGCGUUAAAAUAAAACAAACUGUUGUUGUUUGUAUAGAGUAUGUAUUAAUUACUAAGCUAAACAUAUUUUAAUGUAUUUAUAAGGAAAAUCACUACUGAGGAACAGCUAUAUCAUAAAAUCUUGAAAUAUAUCCCAUCUAUAAGUAGAUAACACUAUAAUUACAGUCAGACUGACAAUAUAACAAAAGACUAAAAAUUUGUUAUCUAAUGUUAGAUUCUAAAAGAAUAUAAAAUAUCCAAUGACGUUCGUGAUAUUAUACAUUGUAUUUCACUUUGUGAUAGUUAAAAGAUGUAAUGAUAUUAUAUAUAUAGAUAGUAAGAAUAUAUUUUUAUUAUGUUCCAUCUAAUGGACAGUGUAAAAACAACAUGAAUUAUUUUCCUGCAUUUUCUUAGAAUGUAAGCCUAGAUAAUUAUACAUUUGAUAGAAAUAAAAAUCACUGCUUAUGGAA